UCAGAUUCAAAAAAACUGCGAAGAGACCAGACCUCCAUUGCCCAUUAGCUUCUUCUCCCCCCACCCCCCACCGUCUCCUCCUCGAUCCCAAACUCUAACAAGAUUUCGCCUUUCCUCCUCUCAUCUCCUCCCCAAAUCCAAUUCCUCUCAAUCUCCGUGUCCCGGUCCGAAAUUUGGCUUCUUGGGUUUGAUUCCUUCGACCUGCCGCGCUCUCCCCCCUCGUGUUUCCCGCUGCUUCUUGAGUUCUAGACUCUGGAUGAGUUGAGGAGCUCGCCCCUGUUCAACGCCUUUCGAUCCAAUUCCGAUAGCUCGCGCUGCAAGAUUUGGUUUUUGAGCCGGUGCGCGGAGGUCCGGGUACGGAUUGCAUAGCCCGCCUCGAGGUUCUGCCGUUCUGGCAUCGGUGACCUAGUAUUGGUGGGCAUUCUGGUGGUGCGAUGGAGCAGGAGAAGAAUCAGCAGCAGCAGCAGCCGAAGCCGGCUGUUUUAGCCGCCGCGGGCGAGAUGAAGGUACCCGCGGUGGCUCCGCAGCAGCCCAAGCCGGCGCCCCCCGCGAUGCCGGUGUCUAGGCAGUGGCCUAUGGCCUUCAACCCGUACACAUGCACAGCACCGUGGAAGGUAAAUAUCACUGAAUUCGUUAUUGAUAUCAUGGUUUGCAAUUAGUUAGCAUUGAUGCUUAUUGCUUAAACAUAUCUUAUCUGAAUUGGUUAUUGGCUAUGAUGGUUUGUAAUUGAUUAGUAUUGGUGCUUACACAUUUAUUAACAGAGGCUUUGGUCAGAUGGUUGGAAAUGUUGAUUUCUUUGAGUUCAAACUAUAGUGCAUACCUUUUAAGGCCAAGUGUUACGUUUUUUUUUGUGCAGACAAGUUUUAUAUUCUUCAAAUUUGUCAGUCAACAUACAUGAUUGGGACCUUGCCUUUCAUGUCUUCCUACAGAAAUUGUGUUUCUUGCGGUUCGAUUAUUUUGCAUUUAGAAAAAGAGUGGUGCUUGGAACAUAUUCCUUUUAUUGACAUGGUGUUGCAUUCUAUUUUUUGCAGGCCUGAAGCAAAAAGUGGCACUCCAAAGAAAAAGAAGCACUGUAAUUGUAGAAACUCAAAAUGUUUAAAGAUGUACUGUGAAUGCUUUCAAGAACAACAAUUCUGUGAUGGCUGCAACUGUUCAAAUUGUGGAAAUAUUGUUGGGAACGAGAAAGCCAGACAGGAAGCUAUUAACGCGAUUGUUCAGCGUAACCCACUUGCUUUUCAGCCUAAAAUUGAAAACGGCCCAAGUACACACAAUGUUCGAAAGGAUAAUUCUGGAGCAGUGCCUCUUGUGCCAAAGCACAAUAAAGGUUGCCACUGCAAGAAGUCAGGGUGCCUAAAGAAGUACUGUGAAUGCUACCAAUCAAAUGUUCUUUGCUCCAAGAAUUGUAGGUGCAUGGACUGUAAGAACUUUGAAGGAAGUGAAGAACGAAAAGCUUUAAUUCAAGGGGACUAUGCAUCUGACGGAAAUCAAAUUCAACAAGCAGCUAGUGUAGCACUUAAUGGUACCAUUGGAUCAUCACGAUACAACUGUUCUCCGGUGCGUAGAAAAAGAUCUCAUGAAGAUGCCCUAGGUCCUAGGAUAAACAGUGAAGGAAGUAUGCCAGAGACACAAUUUCUAAAGGAUAACCAUGCAGAUGUUUCAUUGCAUGCACCCUCUUCCACAGGAUUUGAUGGGCAUAAUGCUGCCAAUUCCCAAUCUAAAUCAUAUAACCCAACCUACAGGUCUCCACUUGCAAACACCAUCCACCUUAGUGAGGUCAAUGACCUAGUCACACAAUUGGUGACUGUGUGCAGAAUGGCUGCAGCGACAAUAGCUGAUAAUAAAGUGAAUGGGACUACAGUGGAGAAUCAAUACCAUGUGAAUGGUGGUUUAAACAAUGGUAACUGCAAACAGCAGGAACUGAAAGAAGCCUCCCAGAUGGACAUCCUCAGAAGAGGAUGUAGUGAUCAACCAAACAUUAAUGAAAUUGACUCCCAUUGGUCUGACACAGCUAAAGAUUCUAGGCCUGCAUCUCCAACAACACAAGCAUUAAUGUGUGAUGAGCAGGGGACCACAUUUGGAAAUGAUUAUAGAUGUUCAUUUCCCUCAGUUUCCUGUGAUCAAGAUAUUUCCGAGAUAAAUGCUGCACAAGAAAACCUAGUAUUGACUGGGUUGCGGGAGUAUCUUCGUGUGAUUAUCACACGUGGAAAAAUAAAUGAACACAAAUCCUCAUCAGAGGCAGCGAUGGAAUCGGAUGGCCGACAACAUCACGGAGCAGCACCUUCUAUUGCGCCGAGAGAAGUUGGAGGAAAUGCUCCUGCGAAUUGCGCUGAAACCCCUAGAACUAAUCAACAAUCGACCCAGAAUGAUGGAUCGGAAAGGCAAUAGUGGAAGCUCUGUAGGAUUAGGUACAGGAUCGAAGUUUGCGCAUGUGAAGAUCCCUGCGCUAUAAAUUGUUUCUGUACAUAGAUGGGCAGGAUAGAUCGUAUAGUCCCUGUUGCCGUUUCUGGCAACUGGCAACAGCCAUUCAUGAGGUGUAGGAAGCAAAAAAAAAAAAAAAAGGUCAGCUACACGCUGAUGUAAUAAUAAUUUAAUAAAUUCUGAUCCAUUGUUUGAUGUUUCUGGGAUUUUGUGUGAAGCUGAUCCUUCUGAAUUUAUCACUGACAGUGAUCUUGAGACUUGAGAAUGUGAGCACUUCAUCGA
Panicum virgatum (switchgrass) is the source of this 2700-nucleotide messenger RNA. Its product is annotated as protein tesmin/TSO1-like CXC 5. The coding region runs from base 895 to 2385 and encodes 496 amino acids. The record is from RefSeq and is a predicted model, not a curated record. Gene Ontology annotation, biological process: regulation of DNA-templated transcription. The transcript is spliced from 8 exons. Gene Ontology annotation, cellular component: nucleus. NCBI's taxonomy places the organism in Eukaryota, Viridiplantae, Streptophyta, Magnoliopsida, Poales, Poaceae.